Molecule: messenger RNA, 868 nt
Organism: Papilio xuthus (Asian swallowtail)
Lineage: Eukaryota; Metazoa; Arthropoda; Insecta; Lepidoptera; Papilionidae
Exons: 4
Coding region: 1-723 (240 amino acids)
Source: RefSeq, a predicted model, not a curated record
AUGCAAUGUAUGAAUUACACGGCUACUUUAUACAAAGCCUCUGACCUGCAAAAGCCAGAAACAACAAUUUCGAAGUUGCAACCAUUUUGCCGAGCGAAGGACAAACAAAGGUCAUCGACACGUGCAUCCGUCCAGCCUUCUACACCUUCUUGGAGGACUACAAAGGGCUGUGACUACAUCGGAGCCCGUGCAACUAGACUUCCUCACGCCGGUCUACGUUUCAAGCAACAUCCCGAAGGAGCCUCACGCCUACGUGGAACCAUUAUCGGCGCAUCGGACAAGCAACAGUCGACUCGCGUGACGUCACCCUUUGUCUACGUGUAUGCAGCUACCUGUGCUCUUCACUCCAGUGACAAAUCGCCGCUUACGUCGCUACCGUCACCAAGCUUCCUGGACUGCAACGCCAAUCGACUCAGCAGAUUUCAGCACUUAGAGCAGAUAAGGCAACACUUCUGGAAACGUUGGACUAACGAAUACAUUGCGGAACUACAGCAACGUUCGAAGUGGCGCGCUGAAUCAAGGCACUUGAAGAUCGACGAUCUUGUCCUUGUAAAGGAGGACAAUGCACCUCCAUUAUGUUGGCGCCUCGGUCGAGUCAACAGGUUGUAUCCUGGUCCUGAUGAUGUCCCUCGUGUCGCUGACGUCGUCACUUCUCAAGGGACCGUUCGAAGGGCACUCAACAGACUAUGCUUUCUACCUUCCUCGGAAGAAGACCUGUCUUGAAGGCUGUCGCCUUCAAGGCCCCGGAGGAUGUCCGCGCCAAACUUGACACCUGGCCGAGCGGCGCGGGGGCGACGUCACUCAACUUCAAGCACUCACUCUUUCAUUCAAUUCAUUCUCGCAAUUCUCGCACUCAAGCGCACACAUG